Messenger RNA from Dioscorea cayenensis subsp. rotundata (Guinea yam), 1053 nucleotides. RefSeq lists its product as uncharacterized. The record is from RefSeq and is a predicted model, not a curated record. Lineage: Eukaryota; Viridiplantae; Streptophyta; Magnoliopsida; Dioscoreales; Dioscoreaceae. The transcript has a single exon. Bases 1 to 1053 code for a protein of 350 amino acids.
AUGCUACUUGCUCAGUGUCCAAUCUCAAUAGCCUCUGUUGCCCCAGUCGAGACAGUUGAUUAUGUUGGGGGAGGCCCUCGAGGUCCAGGCAAUCCCUAUGGAAACACAUAUAAUCAGGGGUGGAGGAAUCACCCAAAUUUUUCUUGGGGUCAACAACAGCAACCUCGGCCCCAGCAGCCUCAGGGACUUCCACAGCAAUUUCCUCAGCAGGCCGAGAAGAAGUUCUCCACCGAAGAUGUGUUAGCGAGAUUCAUGAUCAGUACUGAGGCAAAAUUUGUGAACAUCAACAAUCAAUUCGCUGAAGUGAACACCGUUUUGAGGAAUGUUCAGGCCUCCAUCCAAUCAUUGGAGAACCAAGUUGGGCAGCUUGCUAGGGCAAAUUCAGAGCGCCCACCGGGUAGCCUCCCUAGUAACACUGAAAAUAAUCCAAGGGAGCAUUUGAAGGCCGUCACCCUCAGAAGUGGGAAACAGGUUGAAGCACGAGCCAAGGAGGGCUCAAGUACUGAGCAUGAUGGGGUAGCCGUACGGGAAGACCCGAUGUCGUCUGAGAGUUUAGUUGAAAGGGGAAAAGAAAAACAAGAUGAAGAAACCCUUCAACUACCAACACCAAGGGUACCUGAGUACAAGCCGACCAUACCCUAUCCGGCCAGGUUAAAGCAAGAUAAAGAGGAAGCUCAAUUCAAGAAAUUCCUGAAUGUGUUCAAGCAGUUACACAUAAAUAUCCCUCUUGUUGAGGCGUUAACCCAAAUGCCCAAGUAUGCCAAAUUUAUGAAAGACCUGCUGAGUAACAAGAGAAAAUUGGAGGAAUUAGAAACUGUUGCAUUGCCACGGAACUGCUCGGCGAUGAUUCAGAGGAAGCUCCCUCAGAAGUUGACUGAUCCCGGGAGCUUCAUCAUUCCAUGUGGGAUUGGAGAAGGCAUGCAAGAGAAGGCGUUAGCAGAUUCUGGGGCCGAGAUCAAUGUGAUGCCCUACAUAGUCGCUUUUUUGAAAUUGGGGUUAGAUGACAUGAGGCCUACAAGGAUGACAAUACAACUUGCAGAUCGGGUCUCAUAA